GAGAUUGGUCGUUAAAGAUCUCCGACGUUCGGCUGGAGGAUGAAGGAUUGUAUCAAUGUCAAGUUGGAGGAUCAGGAUCCAGUCCUCCAAUGAAAUCCAGAGAGGGGAAUCUUACUGUUUACAUUGAACCCGAUCCUCCAAGUGUACUGCAGGGAGGAGGGAGCGGAGUACUGAGUACAGGUGCUGGGGAGUGGAUGGAAUUAACUUGUGUUUCUAGAAAUGGAAAACCACCAUCAACGAUUGAUUGGUUGUUCAUGAACAGCAGUACAGUACAGUAUGACGUGAGAACCCGUGUAGAGCAAAUGGGCAGAAUGUUUACAACAAUUUCAACAAUUAAAAUCAAGGUUGGAAAGGAGUUGGACGGAGUUGUUAUAGUUUGUCAAGCACAGAAUAGGAUGGAUGUCACACCACAGACGACUAGGAUAUCUCUUGAUGUCGAGUAUCCACCGGAUGUAAAGGUUGUAUUUGAUGAAGCAAGUGUGAGAGAGGGUGAAGAUCUAAAAAUAUCAUGCCUAGCAAGGAAUCUUCAUUCAAAAUAA
Eurytemora carolleeae is the source of this 539-nucleotide messenger RNA. RefSeq names its product kin of IRRE-like protein 3. The record is from RefSeq and is a predicted model, not a curated record. The annotation marks the transcript as partial. Lineage: Eukaryota; Metazoa; Arthropoda; Copepoda; Calanoida; Temoridae. Gene Ontology annotation, cellular component: cell-cell junction. Gene Ontology annotation, biological process: cell-cell adhesion. Gene Ontology annotation, molecular function: cell adhesion molecule binding. The transcript is spliced from 7 exons.